GCCCCGCCCACCAACAUCACUUCCGCCUCGCGACAAGAUGGCGGCGCCCUGGCCCUGCCACGCAGACUUCCGCCCGGCGCCGAGACUCGGAACGCGCUGCGCGUCGCGUCGGAGGUGAAAUCGGGACGUGCAUGGUGUUGAACUACAGCCUGGGCAUCAUGUCGGAAGGAAACGCCGCGGGCGAGCCCAGCGCUCCGGGAGGGCCCCGACCCCUUCUUUCUGGGGCGCGGGGGCUUAUUGGGCGAAGGCCGGCACCUCCCCUCACCCCGGGCCGCCUUCCCUCCAUCCGCUCCAGGGACCUCACCCUCGGGGGAGUCAAGAAGAAAACCUUCACCCCAAAUAUCAUCAGUCGGAAGAUCAAGGAAGAGCCCAAGGAAGAAGUAACUGUCAAGAAAGAGAAGCGUGAAAGGGACAGAGACCGACAGCGAGACGGCCAUGGACGGGGCCGGGGGCGCCCAGAAGUGAUCCAGUCCCACUCCAUCUUCGAGCAGGGCCCUGCCGAAAUGAUGAAGAAAAAGGGGAACUGGGAUAAGACCGUGGAUAUGUCAGAUGUGGGGCCCUCUCACAUCAUCAACAUCAAAAAGGAGAAGAGGGAGACAGAUGAAGAAACAAAACAGAUCCUGCGCAUGCUGGAGAAGGAUGAUUUCAUCGAUGACCCUGGGCUUAGGAAUGAUAUUCGAAAUAUGCCUGUGCAACUCCCGCUGGCUCACUCGGGCUGGCUUUUUAAGGAAGAGAAUGAGGAAGCAGAUGUUAAACCACGGCUGGCUGGCCCCAAGGAAGAGGAUAUGGAGGUGGACAUGUCUGCUGUGAAAGUAAAAGAGGAGCCCCGAGAUGAGGAUGAGGAAGCCAAGAUGAAGGCUCCUCUCAGAGCAGCCAGGAAGAUCCCGGCCCUCCCGAAGGAUGUGUCUGUGGCAGAGCUGCUCAGGGAGCUGAGCCUCACGCAGGAGGAAGAGCUGCUGUUCCUGCAGCUGCCAGACUCACUGCCCGGCCAGCCACCCACUCAGGACAUCAAGCCCAUCAAGACGGAGGUGCAGAGCGAGGACGGGCAGAUGGUGGUGAUAAAGCAAGAGAAAGACCGGGAAGCCAGGCUGGCAGAGAACACUUGCACCCUGGCUGACCUGACAGAGGGACAGGUCGGCAAGCUGCUCAUCCGCAAGUCGGGGAAGGUGCAGCUCCUCCUCGGCAAGGUGACUCUGGACGUGACGAUGGGGACCACUUGCUCUUUCCUGCAGGAGCUGGUGUCCGUGGGCCUUGGAGACAGCAGGACAGGCGACAUGACAGUCCUGGGACACAUAAAGCACAAACUUGUCUGUUCUCCCAACUUCGAAUCCCUGCUGGAUCACAGACACCGGUAAAGCGAGCAGAUGGAGGACGGUGGUGACUGUGCCCACGACUGCUGCCUGCUCCAGACGUUUUGUUCUCAAAUCUGUUCGACCCAGAAGGGGCCUGUUCAGCCCACCCACUCCAGCCAUUGUCCCAGUUUUCCCCACAGGGCCCGCACAUGGCUCCCUUCCACGGUGGCUGUGAACAGCACGAUGACCUUCCCACAGU
Bubalus bubalis (water buffalo) is the source of this 1551-nucleotide messenger RNA. RefSeq names its product RNA polymerase III subunit D (gene POLR3D). Gene Ontology annotation, biological process: transcription by RNA polymerase III. Gene Ontology annotation, molecular function: DNA binding. Gene Ontology annotation, cellular component: RNA polymerase III complex. Lineage: Eukaryota; Metazoa; Chordata; Mammalia; Artiodactyla; Bovidae. The coding region runs from base 132 to 1355 and encodes 407 amino acids. The transcript is spliced from 9 exons. The record is from RefSeq and is a predicted model, not a curated record.